GUGAAAACUUGCCUUAAAGCGACAAGCGACCUCUAAGUUAAGAAAUUUGAAUUUCGACAGAGAAAGAUUUUUCUUUUCAGAAUAAUAUUACAUCGACAAUGGCUGAAACUUCAGCAAAAAAAACAAAACAGGAGAAAAAGGCUUCAAAGGAAACCACAACCCCAGCAGAUAAACCUUCUAUCAAAAAGAGACCUUUGAAAAGACAUGGCAGGUUAUAUGCUAAAGCUAUAUUUACAGGUUACAAACGUGGUCUACGUAAUCAACAUGAAAAUACUGCUCUCCUAAAAGUGGAAGGAACAACUGCAAAAGAUGAUAGUUGGUUCUAUGUAGGAAAAAAGUGUGUCUACGUAUAUAAAGCAAAAAACAAGACUUGUGUUCCUGGUAAACCUAAGUCUGUUAAAUCUAAAGUUAGAGCAAUUUGGGGUAAAAUUACAAGGCCGCAUGGUACAAGUGGUGCUGUUAGGGCCAAGUUUCGGAGGAAUUUACCAGCUAAAGCCAUGGGACAUCGUAUUAGAAUUAUGCUGUACCCAUCCAAGAUUUAAUUAUCUUUAAUAUAAGAA
Anoplophora glabripennis (Asian longhorned beetle) is the source of this 560-nucleotide messenger RNA. It is a transcript of the gene RpL35A, whose product is annotated as 60S ribosomal protein L35a. Bases 99 to 542 code for a protein of 147 amino acids. Gene Ontology annotation, cellular component: cytosolic large ribosomal subunit; ribosome. The transcript is spliced from 3 exons. The record is from RefSeq and is a predicted model, not a curated record. Gene Ontology annotation, molecular function: structural constituent of ribosome. Lineage: Eukaryota; Metazoa; Arthropoda; Insecta; Coleoptera; Cerambycidae. Gene Ontology annotation, biological process: ribosomal large subunit biogenesis; cytoplasmic translation.